This is a messenger RNA of Fusarium venenatum, 378 nucleotides long. NCBI's taxonomy places the organism in Eukaryota, Fungi, Ascomycota, Sordariomycetes, Hypocreales, Nectriaceae. The record is from RefSeq and is a predicted model, not a curated record.
AUGCGUGUCUCAAGUUUUCUGCUACCACCUAGCUUGCUCCUACAGCACGGGACAACACCAGCCUUAUGUGAAAAUGAGCACAAGCCAAGGCCGGACAGAACACUUGCAUGCUCAAAGCCGAAGGUGGGCCAUCCCAUGGGAAUGGAUAACAUCGAUCCCCGCAACCAGGGCAUGCCAGUAAACGAAGGAAUCCUACUCUUAUCGGAUUCUAUUAACCCGUCUCAUCCGUUCGACAAUGUUGGAGCCGCGAAAGUUACCCAACCGCACUGCGGCGUUUCCUCAUGGUUCUCUUCUCUUUCGCGCCCGUUGUCGAAUGGGAAUUCACGCAGAAAACCCAAAAUCCAUCAUGAGAUUUACGAAUUAAUCAUUGCGGCAUAG